Myzus persicae (green peach aphid) is the source of this 2692-nucleotide messenger RNA. RefSeq names its product chorion peroxidase-like. NCBI's taxonomy places the organism in Eukaryota, Metazoa, Arthropoda, Insecta, Hemiptera, Aphididae. Gene Ontology annotation, biological process: response to oxidative stress. The record is from RefSeq and is a predicted model, not a curated record. Gene Ontology annotation, molecular function: heme binding; peroxidase activity. The coding region runs from base 415 to 2481 and encodes 688 amino acids. The transcript has 15 exons.
UGAAAUGUCAGCAACGCACUGCAUAAUUUAGGUAGGUAUUAAACAACUUCCAGACUCCAGUAACCUGCCUUCAAAACUCUUCUGUUCAUUCAGUUAUAGUCCAUGUGAUAAUUAUUAUGAACACAAAAACAAAUGAAUUGUUUAUGAAACCAACUCAGAUUCAAAACAACCAGAAAAAUCAAUGAAAAUCAUUCAAAAUAUAGAAAAUAAAUAUAAGCAAAACAACAUUUCAACGUUAUAUGGGCGGGGAUUAAGAGGAGUCAAAAAGACAAAAACCUAUACACAGUUGAUAGUUGGAUCCGAGCCACAAAAAACGUGUUUCUGGUGUAAUUUUCAUGCUAGAUUUCAACUAUCGUAAAGUAAAAUCUUUUUUUAAAAGAUAAUUUUAACCAAAGAGAAAAAUACCACAAUACAAUGAAUAUAUUUUCUCAGAGCAAUGAAACACAAUCGUUGUUAAAAAGCAGUCAUUUUAAUAUUAAAUGGAAUAAUAAAGUGCUCAAGUGGACUUUUAGUAUAGUUUUAUUUCUUUUAUUGUUAGUAGGUGCUAUUUAUCUUGUGCACAUUUUUACUAAGAAUAAAAUUCAACUGGAAUCUAAUGCAUCUAUAAAAGUACCUAAUAUAAAAAAAAACCCACUACACAUAACGAGUAUUGCAACAACCAACGGUGAUUUCUUAAAAAAAUGUGCUCCUAUAGUUAAAUGUGAUCCAAACGCCAAAUAUAGAAGUGCAAAUGGAUCUUGUAAUAAUUUGGAAACACCUACGUGGGGUGCAGCAGCAACGCCAUUUUUUCGGUUGCUUGAUGCUAAUUACAGUGAUGGCUAUUACGCAUUCCGAUUACAAACAAAUGGAAGUGCAUUACCUGGGGAAAGGAUGAUAAAUGUUAAGGUCUUUCUGAGCCAUGAAACAUAUCGCGUUGACGGAAAUAAUGCACUUUUAUUUCCAUUUUCACAAUCAAUAGCCCAUGACAUAUCGGGUUUGCCCAAUGAUAUCAUACUAGACAAGACUGACCAUUCAGUAAAUUGUUGUUCGGCUGAAAUUAUAAAAAAGAAAUAUGCACAAUGUCAUUUGACUAUGGAAUCACCCGACGAUCCUGUUUAUAGUGCUUUUAAUACAACUUGUACGAGUGCAUUCCGAGCUUUUACAUCAAGGAAUUACGACUGUCCGUUAUACCCCACAACGUUUAUCAAUGCCAAUUCACAUUUCAUCGACGCGUCUGAGGUGUACGGAUCAAAUGAAACUUAUGCACUGCGCCUUAGAACUAUGGAUGGUGGAAAACUGAAUUUCUCGAUUAGUGACAAUGGUCAAAUGUUCUGUCCAUUUUUAGAGAAGCCAAAAGACCCAUCAAUUGGAUAUAUUAAAUAUGAUACAGGAGAUCCAAACAAUGGGAAUCAAAAUUUAGGAAUCACUUCAAUGCAAACCUUAUUCUUAAGGUUUCAUAAUUAUGUCGCUUCAAAACUCUCGUCUUUAAAUCCAUUUUGGUCCGAUGAAAUUAUUUAUCAAGAGUCACGAAGAAUUGUCAUUGCAACUAUUCAACGCAUCGCAUAUGAAGAUUUGUUACCAAUCAUUAUAGGAGACGAUUUCCAGGAAAUAUAUGGAUUAAAUGAACCAAAUAUCUAUGAUCCUAGUAUAAAUCCCUCGACGUCUCAAGAAUUUUCAACUGCUGCUUAUCGAGUCCUACAUGCAAUUAUACCGGUUCAGAUAAAUUUUAUGAACAAAAAUUACGAAAUAGAAAACUCGUUGAAAAUCACCGAUUGGAUGAGAAACCCAAGCAAAUUACCAAUUGAUAAUAAUUUCGAUAAAUUGUUAAAAGGGUUUAUAGAGACUCCAGGUCGAAUGGUUCAACCUUCUUACAAUUUCUACAUAUCCAACUUCAUGUUCCCUGAAUAUAACAAUACUCUAUUAACAGGAUUUGAAUACCUCGAUGAUGCUUCAAUUUAUUCACCUAAUUUUGUUGGUGUUGAUUUACUAGCAAGUGAUAUUUUAAGGGGCCGUGAUGUGGGCCUUCAACCAUACAAUCAGGUCAGGCAUUUAUGCGGAUAUCCGUUGGCCCAAAAUUUUGAUGAUUUAGUGGAUCUCAUACACAUAAAAGCUAUAGCCCAAUUAAAACAACUGUAUAACUCAGUGAAUGAUAUCGACUUAAUAGUAGGUCUUUUAUUGGAAAAACGCAGUGACGGUGCAAUUGUAGGUCCGACAACCCAGUGUUUAAUUGCUGACGGUUUUUAUCGAUACAAAGCUGGUGAUCGCUUUUUCUACGAUGUACAAGGAAAACCUGGUAGCUUCACCGACGACCAACUGAAAGUGAUUAAGACAAUUACUCUCGGCCAUGUCAUAUGUGCCACUUCAAACAUAGACCAUGUACAAAAGGAUAUAUUUAAGACAGUCGAUCACAAUUUAUUUCCUACACUCAAACGGAAAUGUGACAAGGAGUUCCAUUUGGACUUCAAAGCCUGGAAUGAAUCAAAUGGUCAACCGGAGUUGUGAAUUGAUCGAUUUAAGAUAGAUAAUUGUUGUAUUUAUAAAAACGGAACAUUGUCGCAGACUGAAAAUACCGAGAUUACGUCAAAUAAACGAGGAAAAUAUUUACAUGCCACCGUAUUUUUCAGGAAAAUAAUUAUCUGGACUAGAUUUCUUGUAGGGAAAGAUAUUUCAAAAGAAUGAUAUAAUAAAGGAAUAAUAUUUUCAACGAUUAAUA